CCGCAUAUCAGAUUUUGGCGCGCUUAAAGCAGCUGAUUUUUCGGUCUCAUUCGAUUUGAGGUUCCAUUAGUUUACAUUAAGAAAAUAAUGCCCUGUGUCAUGGAUUUACCCAGCACGCCCGAAGAACUGGCCCCCCAGCACAAGGACACCUCUGUUCUCAAUGACCUAUUAAAGGAUCCCAGCCGCUGGCACUCUGUUCCUUUGCUGAAUUACACUCCAUUGCACAAACUGAAAGAUCAGACUCUGGUGCGUUUCCGCGGCAUGAUCCAGGACAUGAUGGACCCGGAGAUCUACUUGGAGCGCUACGAAUUAAAGUCUGCCGAUGGCAGCAGGCGCCUGCAGAACGGAAAGUACAGGGAUUGCUUAAAACUUUCCACCGGCGAGGAAAUCGACUUCAACGCGGAGAGCAACGUGCAUGGCGAGAGGCGAACCAUGUUCGUGAUCUCCGUGCCGGGCUUGAAUGAUUGGAGCAAAGAUCACGAGAAGCAAUGCUGUCCACAGGUUACAUUGGUUAGCCAAGCUCAAUCGCCUAGCUUAGCAAAAAAGCGGACAAUCGAAGAACAGGAUGCCAUGGAGGUGGACGGAGCAGAUGAAACCAGCCUUAAGCGGCCUUGCCUCGAGGAGAUCAAGGCGAAAGAGGAGGCCAAAUCUGGCCCUUGUUCAACCACUCUAGGCUCCGAGUAUUUGCUCAACUCGCCACUACCGGAUCGUCCCAGUAUGGCUUGCAUGGUGAAGGUAUACGAGGACUUCGACAGCUACAAGCUUAACGCCCUUGUGGACUUUGUGGGCUUCCUGUCUGUGGAUUCCUCGCUGGACGCCGCCACUCUAGACGUUGACGAUUGUGAGAAUCUAAGUGAGCUUCAAGCAGCUCAUCCAUCACCCUUCCUCAUACCCCGACUGCAUGCCUUUGGCGUUCAGAUGCUGUCACAUGUCAAUCCGCUUCUGGACAAAAGUUUACGGCAGCCCACAGUACCAUGUGAAGAGGCCUAUCCAUCCCAGCUGGCCGUUCACAAGGAUCUGCGCAUGUUACUUAAACUUUGCCUGUUCGACGACGACCUGGCCGCUGAGUAUUUACUUUCUCAUCUGAUUUCAACAGUCUACAGUCGGUCCGAGAUGCAGAGCAUCGGCAAGUUUGCCCUAAACCUCUGCAAUCUGCCCAAGGAAUGUUUGCCGGACUUCACCACCAAGUUGUAUAAUAUUCUGGAGCUGCUACUGCCGGCCAGCCAUUACCUUCCACUGACCCUUGAGACGAUGAACACCGCGGCUUUUGCUCCAAAAAAGGACUAUGAGACCAACAAAUUGGUCUCUGGCGUGCUGCAGUUGGCGCCUCACACGCAUCUCGUGCUCGAUGAGACUUGCAUGCAGCAGGGCAAAUUGGAGGCCAACGGCGUUCAUGCGGUUCAGCAUUUGGCUCACUUGAUCAACAACCAGGAGCUAAAGUGCGACUUUCAGUAUUACCAAAUCGAUUACCAUGCCAACAUUCCGGUUCUCGUGCUCAGCGAAGGAAGAAGUAUGUUACCGAGCGAUUUCGUGGUGCCCAUAAAUGCUGAUGCUAAGGCAGUAGACCUCGUCAGUGAAUCUCUUAAAGCAGCCCAACACUAUCUUCAGCCGACGCGACUUGAGCAGUUUCGCAAGUAUUUAACUUCAGCACGGAUAAGCAACUUUAACGUAAGCGAGGAGCACACUGAAAUGAUCCAGCAGGACUUUGUGGAUAUGCGCAAGGCCAACGUAAAAAGUAAUGCCGAUGAUCUCCACGGAUUGCUGGUCCUUUCGCGUCUGCUAGGCAUCGCCCGCGGAAAGGAGACUUUGGACAAGGAAACCUGGCAGUUGGCAACCGAGUUCGAGUCCAAACGUCGCCAGCGCCUUCAGUCACUACCGAAAUCAACUGCCCAAGUACGUAACUAAAGGUGGAUCUUUUUUAUUUACGUUUUUUUAUUUUAUUUUACUUUAAGCUAUCAAUAAAGAAAUGAAAUCGUCUCAGUAA
Messenger RNA from Drosophila ficusphila, 1984 nucleotides. Its product is annotated as mini-chromosome maintenance complex-binding protein. The record is from RefSeq and is a predicted model, not a curated record. The coding region runs from base 88 to 1905 and encodes 605 amino acids. Gene Ontology annotation, biological process: DNA-templated DNA replication. The transcript has 3 exons. Lineage: Eukaryota; Metazoa; Arthropoda; Insecta; Diptera; Drosophilidae. Gene Ontology annotation, molecular function: chromatin binding.